AUGAAUCCCAACUCCUUCCAAAAGCCCUCUGGCUUCAACCCAAACACAGGUCCCUUCCCCAACAAUGCUCCCCAACAGCCCCCCCAGGCACAGGUCAACAUCCCCGCCCUCCUCUCCGCCGCUGGCAUUACCCAGGAGUACUUCGCCGGUCUCCCCCAGCAAGAGCGCCAGAUCCUCGUUCAAAAGUACAUUCACCAUCUUCGCCAGCAACAGCAGCAGCAGCAGCAGAACAUGGAUCGUGAGCGCCUCAUGAUGAACAUGAACCCGUCCCAGAACUUCGACCGCCCCUCCAGCUCGGCUUCGUCACAUCAAAUGAUGCCUCCGCCUCCGCCACGACCACCCACAGCUCAAGGCCAUGGUCCUGGUAUACCCCAGCAGCAGCAGCAGCAGCUCCAGCAUUCCAGGCCCAGUACAGCCAUGGCGCACCGCUCUCCGACCAUUCCCACCUCUAUGCACGAUAUGAUGGGGCAGGGUGGUCAACGCCCUUUGAGUCGAAUGUCUCAGAGAGGCGACAAUCCUAACGGUUUCAAACCCCCACAGGCCCAACAGCAGCCACAGCAAAUGUUUAACACUCCCAACCCACAGCAGCAGCAACAACAACAGCAACAACCCAGCAUGCACAUUGGGCAGCAAGCACCCCCGUAUUCAGCCAGCAGCACCCCAAUCCCGCCCAAUCCAUCAGGUUCCCCCACCAUCGGGUCGCCUUACCGCGGCGCAAAGCGCAAACUCACCGGCGAGAUGGUUCCUCCCAAUAUGGGAAUCGGCCCUGGUCCCAUCCCAGGCAGCCCGCGUAUCGGUGGCGGCGGUGGCGGAUUGGGGCUUUCCGGUAUGGGUCCAACAGGCGGCAUGAUGGGACCCCCAGGGCUUCCCAGGAGCGUCUCCAACGACAGCCUUGGCAUGGGUGGUAUGAACACAGGCGCCAUGAACCCGAUGAACAUGAGCAUGAACAUGAACGGCAUGAACAUGCCUGGAAACAUGGGCAUGGGCAGCGUCAGCAACGCCAGCAUGGGCGGCGCAAUGAACGGUCAGCGAAAUUCGCCCCGCCCUCAGUCCUCCAUGGGCAUGGCGAGCAACAUCGGGGGAAUGGGUGGGAUGAACAUGGGUGGGAUGAACGUCGAUCGUCCACAUAUCCCGUCUGGCCCACAAACACCCAUUCGGCAAGGUUCAUUACCCCCUCAACAGUCCACCCCAACCCCUCAAAUGGGCCCACAAGCGCAAGCCAUGAUGCGCCAGGGCUCGUUGCCGCCGACACCGCAAGGUCCAAUGGGUAUGCGACCGGGAAUGGGCAUGGGGAUGAACAUGGGAAUAGGAGGCAUGCCCUCCAGUCCACACGGUGGUGCUCCUCAACCCAUGGCGCCAUCCAUUUCAACCUCUUCCAUGGCAUCUAACUCGCUACCCCAAGUCGGCGGGAUGGGCAUACCCAACGGCGGCAUCCAGCCCUCCGCGUCCUCAUCGUCCUUGCUUCCAGGGGUUGCUCCAGCCAUCAACGCAAACACCCCGGCAGUACCCAAUAACACCAGCACCUCCAAUACAACCUCCAACCUUGCCCCUCUGCCUCCACUCCCAGCAUCCACCAAUUUGAAUCCCAAAACAACCGCUGUGACUCUCGUUCCUUUACUAACAUCAACAACAACGAUUCCACCACUAUCGCCCACCACGAUCUCUCAAAUUAAGUCAUGGAUGGAGACUGACAAUGAGUAUGAGGAGCGAGUGCGCCAGAUGCAGAGAACCAUGCUCACUGAAGCGCGGGAGGUUUUCGCCCCUGGCGGUCUUUCGGGCCCCAACUGGUGGGAGCGCGGCGCAGUCGGAAACGGCACUGGCAAUUUCAACAAGUACAGAGAGAGGCAUCCACCAAGGUUCGACGUCAGGUAUCCAAGACCGAAAGGUGCGACUAGCAGCAGUAGAAGUAACAGAAGGGGCACAAGAAGAGAGGGCUUCAAGUUGCCUAGGAAGAUCAGCCCCGAAGACGCUAACCGCCCAGAAAGGCUAGUUCCUAUCCGUAUAGAAUUUGACGUCGAGCACCACAAAAUGCGCGACACGUUCAUCUGGAACCUCAACGACCCGAUCAUCACGCCUGAGGUUUUUGCGCAAUCCCUUGUCGAAGACUAUUCCCUCGCGCCGUCCUACCACGCCAUCAUCGUCAAGUCAAUCCAAGACCAACUCACCGACUUCCGUGCACACUCGCUCGUUGACGACGACGAGGACCACGAUGGCGACGAUGACGGGUCUGACGCCGACGCCGACGCCAACCACACCGCCGGCGAGAAAAGUGGGUCGGCGGGUUUGAUUCGGGGGUCGCUGGGUGCGGAUGAUGCGAAGUGGUGGGAUGUGUGGAGGCGACGUGUCAGUGCGCUUGCGCAUGACGACGAUGACGAUGAGGCACAGGACAGUGAGAGGAAGGAGGUGACGGGGAAGAAACGGGGGAAGAAGCGCAAGGCCACUACCUCUCAGAGCUCCGUGCUCCAGAAUCCGCACUUGCAGCAUCUGAAGGUGGAAGACGACGAUACGGACGCCGACGCGAGUAUGCUAGCCGACAACGAGUUUGAGGGUGCGGAUGAUAUAAAAAAAGUGACGUUUGGAUUUGGAGACGACGACGAUGAGGAUAAGGGCGAGGAAGGAGAUGAAAAAAUCUUGGGCGAGGCAGCGUUCAAGCCGAUGACGGUAGACGAGCUGCAGCAGAAUCUUGACGAGAAGCUGAUGCAUGAGGAUAUGCGGAUAUUGAUCAAGCUUGAUAUCAUCGUUGCCUCCAUCAAACUCGACGAUCAGUUCGAAUGGGAUUUAGACAACCCCAAUGCAUCUCCUGAAGAAUUCGCCGAAGUCUACACCCAGGAACUUGGCCUCGGCGGCGAAUUCAAAACUGCCAUUGCCCAUUCAAUUCGAGAACAGGUUCAAACCUACCAAAAAUCACUGUUCCUUGUGGGUCACCCAUCCGACGGCACAGCAGUGCAAGACGACGACAUCAAGCAAUCCUUCUUGCCCAGUCUUACAUCCGGUGCCCGCCCCGUUUCCGAAGUUCAACAAUUCACACCAUUGCUCAAUUACCUCUCCGACGGCGAGCUCGAACGCACUGAAAAAGAACGCGACAAGGACCUCAACAAGCGCCGAAAACGCAACACCCGAGGACGCAGAGGCAUCGCCCUCCCCGACCGCGAGCCUAUCCGAACGUACCGUACGCCCGCUAUCGGGUUUCCAGAGCUUGAUGCUGCGACUCUCGCGUUGGCUGCAGCUGCCAACGCGCCCAUGUCACGGCGUGCCGCGGCUGCUGCUGCGUCGGUCACCAUCGCGAACAUGGUUGCGAGCGAAAAUGGUACGACGUACAUGCCGCAGACUACCCCGUCGGUGGUGUCCCAGCCCGCGCCGUCUGCUGCAGCUGUUGCGAAGGAGAAGAAGCCCAAAGGCUUGUUCAAGGCUCCUACGUACCCUUCGUCGGUGUUGCGACCCCGGGCCCACGUUGUUGCGCCGACGCCAUCAACGGCAGCAGAUGUGUCUUCCAUGCCACCACAGCCAACAGAGCACGAAGCACCCGUUUCGUCAAGCAGCGUUGCUCCAUACAGUUUGCAGGAUAGCAGAGCGAACAAAAUUAUCACUGCCAAACGGGCAAAGGAGCUUGAGCGGGAAGCGAAGGAGAAGGAGUUCGUGGACGGACAGCAUCCAAACUACAUCAAUGGUGUUUGGCACUGUUCCAACUGUGGAUGUCCCGAGAGCAUUGCCGUUGGACGUAGGAAAGGUCCGUUGGGAGAUAAAUCACAGUGUGGCACAUGUGGCAAAUUCUGGCAUCGACACAGGCGACCAAGACCUGUGGAAUACAAUUCCGACCCGGAUUUCCAUUCAGGUCUCAAGCAAAAGGAGAUCGAAGCCGCCAAAACUCCGGCUUCGAAGAAGAAAGGCGCCGCUGCGGCCCUUCGUGCGCAGAGUGCCGCACACAGCGCCACGCCUGCAGCAGACGCAUCGGAGCCCCAAACACCUACUCGGUCCAACGGCGAUCUUGAAAGUUCUCGUCGCUCGCCAUCACCUUCCGGUCAUCAAGGUGCCAACCAAGACGAUGAUCGGGCGAUGUCGCCUGUGUCGACGGCUUCCAGUGCUUCUGAGCCGCCGUUGGCGCAGAAGGUGAAGAUGAACGGGUCAAGUCAUACCAAGGGCGCUUCGUCAAGUGGUACACCUAUGCCUGCACCUGCCACUCCAGCCAGGCAACCCGCAGCCGAGUCAUCAGCACCUCCGCCUGUUUCCCAGUCUCACACUUCUUCAUCUACUGCCACAGGGGCCGUCCAAGCCAGCCCUUCAAGGACAUGGCCUCCGCCAUGGCUAUCUGGCGCGAUAAAAGCCAUGCAAGCAAGAUACCCUCACGACAGGUUUGAAGUUACUCUCCGUAAAGUCAACGCGUCUACCACGCCUGAAUGGCGCAUCAAAUGUUUGGAUUGUCCUGGCAAAUUAUAUACCCCUGGUCCUGGCGAGACGUUAUCGAAUUACGAAGUUCAUCUAAAAAAUCGUCAGCAUCGUCAGCGUGUCAACGACCGACUUUCGGCAACAGCAGCAGCAGCUGACGGCUCUGCCGGUGCUUCAAAUUCAUAG
Psilocybe cubensis is the source of this 4569-nucleotide messenger RNA. RefSeq lists its product as uncharacterized. The record is from RefSeq and is a predicted model, not a curated record. Gene Ontology annotation, biological process: regulation of transcription by RNA polymerase II; chromatin remodeling. The transcript has 9 exons. Gene Ontology annotation, cellular component: nuclear chromosome; SWI/SNF complex; nucleus. The coding region runs from base 1 to 4569 and encodes 1522 amino acids. Lineage: Eukaryota; Fungi; Basidiomycota; Agaricomycetes; Agaricales; Agrocybaceae. Gene Ontology annotation, molecular function: zinc ion binding; transcription coregulator activity.